CGACCAGCACUCCCUCCCCCCGCAGGGCGGCACCCUGUCCCGCAGCAUGGACCUCGAGAUGAGUGCCAAACAACGCAAGAAGUCGCCGAUGGCCCGAGGCUACCCGCCGCCCUCCAACGCCAUGCUGUUCGACGACGACCCCGGUAUCAUGUCGGAGGUGGAGACGGCGUCGACGGGUUUCUUUCGUGGAGGCAAGCAGCGCUCCUCCCUGCCUGUUGUGCGCACGCCUAGCAAGACCCUAGAGCGGCCCCUGGGGUUGGUGUUCCUGCAGUACCGCAAUGAGACCAAGCGCGCGCUGCUGCCCAACGAGAUCACCUCCAUAGACACCGUCAAGGCGCUGUUCGUGCGCUCCUUCUGCAAGCAGCUCACCAUGGAGUACCUGGACUCGCCGCACGUCAAGAUCUACAUCCACGACUCCAACAAGGACAUGUUCUACGAGCUAGAGGACCACAGAUCACACCUGCGUGAUAUCCGCGACCGCUCCGUGCUUCGCCUGUUCGAGUCGACCGACCUGCACGGGGGCAUGUUCCCCGGCGCAGGAACGGGGCUGGUGCCGCCCACCAUGUGGGAGACGGACCAGUCCUACUUCAGCGAGCCCGAGUUCGACUCCGAGUACCAGCACCAGCACAUCCACAAGUCCAAGGUGCGUAACGGCAGGCUGUCGCAGGUGUGCUUGGGUUGGGAAGAACGCCCGGAGGAAGGCAACCCAUUCUACGCCCCUACCCCUUCCCCUCUUUCCUAAGUUGCGUCAUUGAAA
Molecule: messenger RNA, 757 nt
Organism: Frankliniella occidentalis (western flower thrips)
Lineage: Eukaryota; Metazoa; Arthropoda; Insecta; Thysanoptera; Thripidae
Product: coiled-coil domain-containing protein CG32809
Exons: 5
Coding region: 47-742 (231 amino acids)
Cellular component (GO): cytoplasm
Source: RefSeq, a predicted model, not a curated record